This is a messenger RNA of Lachancea thermotolerans CBS 6340, 891 nucleotides long. Its product is annotated as substrate-binding domain-containing protein. The coding region runs from base 1 to 891 and encodes 296 amino acids. Lineage: Eukaryota; Fungi; Ascomycota; Saccharomycetes; Saccharomycetales; Saccharomycetaceae. The record is from RefSeq and is a predicted model, not a curated record. The transcript has a single exon.
AUGGCUCUGAAAGUUGGAUUUAUCCCAGAACAUUUCGCUACUCCAUUGUGCUUUGCAAAGACAGUGGGAUUCUUCGAAGACCAGGGCGUGGAAGCGGAGCUGAUCCCAUACCCAAGCGGGUCCGGCCACCUGAUCCAGUCGCUGAACGCAGGCGAGCUGGACAUCGCAAUUGGACUCACUGAGGCGUUUGUGCGCGGCAUUGCCGACACCGAGCCCGGCCAGAAGCCCCAGUACCAGAUCGCGGGCACAUACGUGAAAUCGCCGCUCGAGUGGUGCGUGUCCACAGGCGCCAACCGCGACGACCUGCAGGACCUCAAGGCAUUGGAUGGCCGCCGGAUCGGUGUGUCCAGAAUCGGGAGCGGAUCGCACGUCAUGAGCUACGUGAUGGCGCUGCAGCUGGACUUCACCAAGCCCUUCGCAGACUUCCCCGUGCUGGACAACUUCGACAACCUGCGCGCGGCCGUCAACUCGGGCGACGCGGACGCGUUCAUGUGGGAGUACUACACAUCGAAGAAGUACCUGGACUCCGGCGAGAUCAAGAUGCUGGGUCACGUGGAGUCGCCUUGGCCCUCCUGGGUCGUGGUGAAGCGCGUGGACCUGGACCUGGGCGUUUUUGGCAGGUUUGUGUUCGCUAUCAACAGCGGUAUCGACUACUUCAACAAGAACCCUGACGAGGCUGUGCGCUUCAUCACUGAGAACUUCGGGUACUCGGAGGAGGACGCGGCGUCGUGGUUCAAAACCGUCAAGUUCCACGACAACUGCGGCGACAUCAACGACCUGCACGGCGUUGUGACGGGCACACUGCACAUCCUGGGCACCGCUGGCGUUCUGCAGAAUAAGGACGAGGUCGUGAUCGAGGAGAACCUGCGCGUGGGCACCCUGACCGGCUAG